Acanthosepion pharaonis is the source of this 978-nucleotide messenger RNA. NCBI's taxonomy places the organism in Eukaryota, Metazoa, Mollusca, Cephalopoda, Sepiida, Sepiidae. The record is from the annotation of a GenBank genome assembly.
AUGAUUUCAUUCACUGUACUUUAUUGUCUCGGACUUUGCUACGUGUACGCAUUGAACAUACAUCAUACAUAUGGGGUUAGUGGGAAAAGUCAUUACCGAGUAUCAAAGGAGCGGAAUUUACAAACGGGAAAGAACAACGAUGAAGGGACAUCGUCCCAGCGACGAACAAAAUGCGGAGACAGCACCGGGAACAAUAUCAAAUUAGGGGAUUUAAACAUCGGAAGCGUUAUUUCGCUACACCAUGCCAUUGAUAUAACGACAUGCGGCAAGGCGAACUACACACAACGCGUCAAACUCGCUGAAGCGAUUAAAUUUGCUGUAGAGAACAUCAACAGGCGGACAGACAUUCUCAACAAUGUGACGCUAGGGUACGUCAUUUUGGAUGAUUGUACGUCCACUACAAUGGCUUUGGCUAGAGCUCUCCAGUUCAUGCCACAAGAGAUGCGCGAACGUGGAAUCAGGCGCACGAAGGAUAACACUGGCUCUAGUGCCAACGCCAAGCAAGAAUCCCUCGUUUGCCACCCUGUUUCGAACUUUGAGACUACAUCGAAGACCACUGACUCCACACCACCUGUUGACGACAUCUCCGUUUCCAGCAUCACUUCGACGGGAUUUCUGACAACGUCUGAAUCCCCAUCAGUAUCCUCCAUCAACUCUACCUCUUUUCCCACAACCCACAAAGAGAGGGACAUCACUAUAGCAACGGAAAGCCAUCAGAAAGGUCUUGAUCGAAGGGAGGAGUUUUUCACGGAGUAUUAUGACGUAAUAGGAGUUGUGGGUGCCGACACGACAAAACUUAGCCUGGCCGUGUCUAGCAUUUUAACUCUCUUCCAAAUACCACAGCUUAAUCGAAAAUUUACUAACGACCUAUUUUGCGACUUGCUGUAUUUUCUUUCUUUCUUUCUUUCUUUCUUUCUUUCUUUCUUUCUUUUUUUUUUAAUAAGUCUCGAAAGUUUGGCCCGUGUCUUUACACAUUGA